AUGCGCUUUCAACCCGGUCUGCAUGCGGACGCCCCGAAGCCCCGCCUGGCUCGGCUUGGAGAGCCGCCUCUUCCCUCCUUCCUGCUCCAGCAGCUCCUCCUCCUGCUCCAGCCCGGGGUGAGAACGAGGCGUGCCGUCGGAUCCCUCGCUGCGUAGGGAGAGUUCAGCAGGGAGGCUGCAGGCGCCGCGCUCCGGAACGUGCUCGGUGCGCCCCAGUCCCGUCCCCGGGGGAAGCAGCAAAGCAGCAGCAGCCGGCGCGCGCGGCUCUUGCACGUCGCCUCUGCUCCUGGCACGCUUGCAAAAGCCUGGCCCGCCUCUCUGGAGGCGACUAGCUGGGCCGUCCUUCUGCAGAAGAGAGAGCGAGAGGGGUUGGCGAGGUGGAAAGCAAGCAGGAACCUUUGCUGUUUUGCAAAGGUGUGGAUCUGCGUGGAAAGGUAGGCCCGGGGCUUGCAAUUGAUCCUGUCGUUUGUUUGGGGCGAGCAAAGCAAGGGAAAGCAUUGGCAUGGGCCUCGUGUGUAUUUGUGUGGGUUUAGGUCAGCUUGGGUGCAUAGGGGACGGUUGUGUUUGCAAGGCCGCCUUAGCUGCCUUUGCAGACGGCCCAAAGCUCUGGUUAGCGGCAGAGCGGGAGGUUUCUCUUCCUGCCCCUCCUUGGGAGCGGGUAAAUGCAAGCAGCGCCCGGGGUGACCCUCCUGCCAUCCUCCCCUCCCGCCUUCUUUCGCUGACACGUCUGAAUUCGAGAGCUUUCCUGGGAGCGUCCGCGCUGCUGACCUCAGUGCUGGCGACUGGGCUGUAGGUAGGGUUGCAUCAACACACAACUGUGCUCUGUGUGACUGUGGGGGUUGCGAGCGGCCGUGUGGACAGAAACAACCGUCUAUUGUGUUCCUGGCUGCACAGUGGGCAUUUUGUUUUAUUUGCCUCUCGUGAUUCGUUCUGUCAAUCAUCGGGAUCAGGAAGGGUUUGGGUGAGUUUGCGCAUGUGUGUGUUGGGUUUUUUAAUUUUCUAAAAACCAGGAUCAUGAUCAGCUGAGUGUUUUUAUGAACCGAUCUCCAAAUGCAUUGUCAUUUAAUGAGAACAGAUGGGGGGGGGAGGACAGCUCCUCCAGAGUAUCUGUUGGUUGAAUAUGUCUCCUAAUUUGUUUGCAGGGAGGUUAGACGAAGUUGGCCAUUUGUUGAGGGUUUGUCCUCAUCUGUUUGCGGGGAGGUCUGAUGACAAUGCAUCAAGCCUUAUCCCACGCUUUCCAGUGAACCUAAGAAGCUGCCUUCUACUGAGUCAGAAAAUUGAUCUAUCUAGUUCAGUAUUAUCUCCACUGACAGGCAAGGAAUACCCCUAGCUCUCCUUAUUGGAGAAACUGAUCUUUUGGGGAAGCUGAUUUCUCUUGUAGGAGAUCUCCAUUUUUUAUUGCACAAUUCAAAUUUGCUGCAAAGUGAUUGAAUUGCACCCGCAAAUAGCACGAGUUUGGAAACACCUUUGGUUGCAUGUUUCCUUCCUUAGAGUUGUUGGGUUCUCUCUCCCUUUGGAUCUGACUGAACACCAUAUUUGGGUGGCGGAAGGAAUUCUGUCUCCGAUUAGACCGCAGUCCUAUGCACAACAACUCGGAAGUAAGACCCAUCAAAUUAGGAAUUAGUUAUAUGAUUGCCACUUUACAGCACAAUCCUAGGCAUGGCUACUUAAAAACAAGUCCCGGUGUGUUCAGUAGAGCUUAGUCCCAGGUAAGUGUGAGCAGGAUUGCAGCCUUAGUUACUUUGUUUUGAAAUUAAUAUACUGUACAGUGGCGUAGCGUGGGGGGUGUAGGGGGGGCCGGCUGCACCGGGCGCAACAUCUGGGGGUUAGGGUUAGGGGGCGCAAAUCCAUGGGUUAGGGGGCGCAAAUUACUUGCCUUGCCCCAGGUGCUGACAACCCACGCUACGCCACUGAUACUGUAUACUGCUUUAUUCAACUAUGGUUGACUGGUGAUCCUCGACUACUUGUUCUGUUUAAAGGAAGGGAUUUUCUCUUGUGGCAGAGAAUGUGCUUUGCAUAUGGAAGGUCCCAGGAUUUUACCCUCAGCCUUUCUAGGUAGGAAUGGGAGUGAGCCUUGGACAGUUGUUGGCAAUUGGUUUAGACAGCACCGAGUUAGAUGCAACCGUCUUCAGAUUUGGUACCCUGGACUGAUCUGUGAGGAGGGCUUAUAUUUUUCUUCAGGGAUGAGCCCAAUUCUCACGUAUCACCAAACCAUGGCUAAGCGUGAACCGGUGAGUGUGUGAAUGCACAAAGCAAAAACUGUUGCUGCUUUCAACGUCUGCCUCCUGCCGCUGGUACACUACCUGUAGAUAAGCCAUGGUUUGGUAUAGCGUUGUAUGCAAACCUCGGCUUGUGGGUUGUCUCGCUCCCAACAAACCACAAACUCUGACCAAGAUUUGUUCUUGGGGGAGACAAACCAUGAGCCUGGGUUUGCAUGUAAUCAAUCAUAAGCCAAACUAUGGCUGAGCAACAUCACCCCCGGGGGAGUGUAGCAGGCAGGAUUUCUCUCAAGUACGUGGGCGUUAUCCCUCGUUCAUGCCUGACCAUGUGUUGAGUUUCUGCUUCAUGUGAACAGGUCUAUGGACUCUCCGUUUCCCCUUCGCUCUGUAACAUCUGUGUUAAAACCACUGUGAUGUUGACAGUCCCUAGCUGUAGCUGCAGCAGAUUAGGAAAAGGCUGAGCAGGCAGAAAGUCAUUUUGUUCAAGAUUCAGCUAUCCCAGUGUAAAUGCUCCCAAAAGACAGGACGUUCGGUGCCUAAAUGAUGGGUAGCGUUCUGCUAGGGUGCUUUGCAAUAAGGAAGCAGCCAUUAUCUUUUAAGGAACGAUUCCCUUCAUGCUGCUAUUUUCCAAAAGUGCUGUGUUGUGAAGCCUUGUCUUCUAGUACAGACACUAACCAGCUUGGAAACUUGUUUCUGUGGGAGCACAUUUGAAAGUACAGUGGUACCUCGGGUUACAUACGCUUCAGGUUACAGACUCCGCUAACCCAGAAAUAGUGCUUCAGGUUAAGAACUUUGCUUCAGGAUAAGAACAGAAAUCGUGCUCCGACAGCGUGGCGGCAGCAGGAGGCCCCAUUAGCUAAAGUGGUGCUUCAGGUUAAGAACAGUUUCAGGUUAAGAACGGACCUCCGGAACGAACGCACGUAGUUUUUAGAGGAGGAAAAUCCGUAGGCAUGCCACCCGCAGGCAUUCCCUCCAUAACACGCACAGACAUUUCCCCUUACUUUUUAGGAGGAAAAAAGUGAGUGUUAUGGUGCAACAAAUACGGUAAGUACUUAAUCCUAGGUACCACUGUAAUGGAGAACAAGAAGGCUUCAUAACUGCUUGAGGAAGGAGAAUGGGCGAAGGGUUUGGAGUUGUGCUGGAAAUAAGGGGAAUGAAUGCUGGUUUCCCCCACAAUGCCAGCACCGUAAAUUAACACAGAACAUGGUUGGGAAACCCAAAUGAGGCCUUCCAGGCCUCUCCCCCCACCCCCAGCCCUUGAAAUUAUCCCCAGGCCAAACUCCACAUUUUUACCCCCAUGUAACGUGUGUCAGUGGAUUCUGGUGAUGCCCCUUGCUUGUCUGGAGAGAGAAUAGGGGAGCUAGCCUGCUGUUAGGCUGGCAAAAUCAGGAACACUCCAGACCCUGAGAUUUCAGAGUACAAACCUGAGACCUAGGGGUGGCCCUGGCCCCUGGUGAUGUCAGAGGAGUAGGGCUUGGAGACAGAGGUUAAUUGGGAGAAAGGAGUGGAGGAAGUGCUUGCGCUGCAAUUUGCAGCUGACUCUUGGUGGGUUGAAGCUUGCAAGUUGCAUCCACAAUCUGAUAGGUAAAGGUAAAGGGACCCCGGAUCAUUAGGUCCAAUCGUGAUCGACUCUGGGGUUGCAGCACUCAGCUCGCUUUAUUGGCCGAGGGAGCCGGCGUACAGCUUCUGGGUCAUGUGGCCAGCAUGACUAAGCCGCUUCUGGAGAACCAGAGCAGCGCACGGAAACGCCGCUUACCUUCCCGCUGGAGCAGUACCUAUAACGUGCUUUUGAACUGCUAGGUGGGCAGGAGCAGGGACCGAGCAAUGGGAGCUCACUCCAUCACAGGGAUUCGAACCUCCGACCUUCUGAUCGGCAAGUCCUAGGCUCUGUGGUUUAACCCACAGCGCCACCCGCGUCCCAUACACAAUCUGAUAGAUAGGUAAUUAAAGACACUCUGGUGGACCUGGAGAUUUAAGCUUUCCACCUGGAGGGGGACCAGGCAAACUUGGAGACAUCAGGUCUGACCUGCAGGUCUGGCAACCCUGCUUACUGUACCAGGGUAUUUGUCUGAGAAGCAUCACUGUAGGACACCAGAGUGUGUCAUUAGUAUGGUGUUUGUGUUGUGGAACAGCGUUUUAGAAACUGCAGCACCACAGUCCUGUACAUGUUUACUCGAAAAUAAGUCUGGCUGAGCUUUCUCCCUGGUGAGUGUGUCCCACUGAACACACUGGGACUUCUCCUGUGAGUAAACAUCCUUAAGCUCACUGUGCAAAAGAGCAUUUACAGUAGGACGUUGCUGGGUUUUAAUGCAUCCAGUGUUGCGUAAUGGAAUUAAACAUUCUGUAGUUGGAACAAAGGCAGGGAUGAUUCUGAUACCCAGGAAUAGCCAUUUGUGUUUUUCCAAAAGUAGGCUUCUGCUCACCGGCAUAAAUGACGAGAUUUCAGCCUGCUUCCUUUUCUAAGCAGAGAAUGUUCCUGGACUGUUUGAUUGCAGGUUGUUGAUGUAAUGUCAUGGCAAUCAAAGGCACUCAGUCAGCAGAUCUGCUUAUUGACAAGCUUGGAUAUGUUCACAUAUUUAUGGGGAUCUGAACAUGGAACAGAUGGAGGAAGGGGGGGAUACUCCCCCCCCCAAAAUGGCUGCACAGUACCAACCUCCUGCACUGUUAAAUGUUAUGCAAUCGUUGCCAUGCCAACGCACCAAAGUGUUGCAAAAAUAAAUAAGUAAAUAAACAUUUAACUCCAUAUGUAGAUAUCUCAUCAUGUCCUACAUUACUUGAUCAGAUUAUAGCUUCAUGGGGACUGAAUCAACAUACCUAUCAGGUUUUAAUUCAAAGAAAACCAUACUUUGGGCUUACAACUUAUGACCUGCAUCACGUACAAAGAUGAAUACGAAUUUGAAUUUUCUGCAUGGUUUGUGCAGAGUCUACUUUGCAUUCAAACACUGCAUGAUUCCUUCACUUUCUGGGUGUUACAACCCAAGAGAUUGUUGUGUUUCCUAAAGCUCGAUGCACACUGGGUACAAGCCCUAAAGAAGAAGUAAAAAUAAAUUUCCAAGAUACGAAAUGGGUGGGGAAUUGUUUCCGACAGUAUUUGUUGGAAUGCUGUGUAAAAUAACCGCUGCUGUUUUCAACAUAAGGUAGCAGGCUCUGGAAACCUCACGGGACAAAGACAGCGUUCUGACUUACACUGUGAGCGCAGGCAGGAAGAAAUGGAAAUGACGGCCAUAAUCAUCAUUAUAAUAAUUGAUUCUGUGGUUUGGGAGAGAAAGUAGUUGUUGUCUCUGCAGAUUUACUACUGAAUAAAUUUUGAAAGUAGCAUUAAAAGUAUUCUGUAACGCUGUUUCCCUCCCUCCCUGCUAGUAAUUCAGUCAAUCAGUCAAUCUUUAUUAUUACAAGUAAUUAUUAUUUUGUAGCUAUUGUAAUGCUGAAUUUAGAGCGCUGUUGCACUGUUCAGGGUGCAGAUAUCUACACACCUAACCUGGGCACAAGCCCCUGAGUGCAUAGGCAGAGGAGAACAGUCUUGUAUGCUUUUCUGUACUCUGUUAGAUAUGGGUGUUUUACUGCGUUGCAUUCCUGCAUUGCAGGGGGUUGGAACAGAUGGCUUUUGGGGGUCCCUUGCAUUUCCUUAGCACAAUUAUAGCUUUGCAGCUCUGAUCCUGGCAAGUAACAAAAUGCACUUUCUAAAUUCCAUACCGAAUCGGUAACCCAUUGAGACGGCAAUCCUAGGCACCUUGGAGUAAUUCCUAGUGGACUUGAUACAACUUUUUUUCCUGAGCAGACAUGCCUAGGGUUGUCUCGAGCCGCUGGGUCUUGUACCAUUCCCAACUUGCACACUUUCUCAAGAUCGCGGGCAACAUUUAGAGAUUACACAGUGUUUCCAGAGAGUGCUGAGAAACAGUUUUGGACAAGACAGUUCUGGGAACCAAUGCUUCUGGUCGGGUAGGGGUUUUAAUAUGUAGGCAAAAGGUGUUGUUUUAAUGCAGUGGUGGUGAAGCCAUGGCUAUCCAGACAUUAUUGAACACCAGGUCCCUUCAGUUCCAGCUAGCAUGACCCAACAGUCAUGGAUGAUGAGCCAUGUUGUGUAUGUUGCAUGUUGUAUGAUAGUUUAUCAUACAUCUGGAAGGCUAUAGCUUCCCUAUGCUGGUUCUAAAGAAAUGUGGGUUUUGAGUUAGAGGAGAAACUGCAUAAAUCCCACUUGCUUUCAGCCUGAUCUCUAGAUGUGUCUGGGUUUGUUUUUAUAUAUAAAAAAAUCAUAGAGCUGGAAAGGUACCCCAUGCAAUCCAGCAAUCGCAGCUGAGGUUGUUUUGAUUGAUUGUGUUUAUUGUAAUUGGUUUUAGGAUUUAUGCUGUCUUUGUAAGUUGCUUUGAGUCACUUCCAUGAGUAAAGCGAUGGAGAAAAAGAUAGUCUCACCUUUGCUUAUUUGGAAGUAGGAAUGGGGUAGAAUUCAGUUCACACUUACGCAUAUUUACAGGCAAAAUUGUAACUCUGAAGAGUAAACUAUGGAGCCCAGAAUGACACCUGCAGAAUGGCAAAAGCAGGAAGUGUACAAUUUCCAAAUAUCGCAGCAGGAAACCUAUUUGUUGGUCAAGGCCCUCAAGACCUAAUUUGGGCUUAUCAACUGACAGUCUAGGGGACCUGUCUCAGAACACCUUCCUCAGUUCUGAGAUGCAAUUUUAAACUUUGGCAGAAAAGUGGUAUAUAAAUGUAGUCAGUAAAUAAAUAGGCUGUGUGUACACAACAGGCAGAAACUGAUAACGGGAGCAGAAGUCAGCAUUCUAAGAAUUUCACCUUUUACUAUUCAAGUUUCUAGUCCUUAUAUUUUUGAAAUUCAGGAAAGGGGCAAAAAUGUUGCAAAAAGGAGCGUAUACAAUUAAGUUCCAUCUCUCAUUAUCUAUAUCUCUUGGAGAAUUCACAGAAUUUGGGGGAAGCAGAAUUUGGAUUAUCUUAUUUUGCGGGACGAGGGAAGCACAGAAUAUAUACAUAGCACCAUGAUGAAAUAUCAGGUUGACCAUCAACAAUAAGAACCUUCUUGGAGCUGCCAAAACAACUCCAGCUUGAGCACAGGGCAAGUUGCCAUCCUUUUAGAUGAACCUUUUAAAUAAAAGGUCUCUGUCCUCUUAUUGGCACAAGGUAGUGAGACCGGCCUCAUUGCACAGGCUCAUUGAGGUCUCGAGCAGCAGAAUGACUGGGGGUGGCAGGAAAAGAGUCUGCUCAUUUGGCACCUGUACAUGGCUGCCUCCUUAAAACAGAGAAAGCACAGGAUGUUCUCCUGGAAGCAAACAGCUCUCUGCUCCUACAUGCCAGGAAGAUAAGGCCUGGAAUUGGAUCUGUUUCAGAAGCAUGUUCAGUACUGCUGAUGGUGCAGCGUUAGUACUCAAGCUUAGAGCACAAAAAAGUGCUACCUCGGGUUACAGACGCUUCAGAUUACACAUGCUUCAGGUUACAGACUCUGCUAACCCAGAAAUAGUACCUCGGGUUAAGAACUUUGCUUCAGGAUGAGAACAAAAAUUGCGUGGCUGUGGUGCGGUGGCAGCGGGAGGCCCCAUUAGCUAAAGUGGUGCUUCAGGUUAAAGAACAGUUUCAGGUUGAGAACGGACCUCCAGAAUGAAUUAAGUUCUUAACCCAAGGUACCACUGUAUUCUCUGCAUGAGAUUUCCAGUUUUUAAUAAUAAAAAUAAAAAUAUUGGUCUCCACAGUUGUUGUUGUUGGUGUGUGUUCUCCAAAUCUUGGGGAAUAUACAUGGAAGUCUUUGUUGUUGUUUAGUCGUUUAGUCAUGUCCGACUCUUCGUGACCCCCUGGACCAGAGCAUGCCAAGCACUCCUGUCUUCCACUGCCUCCCACAGCUUGGUCAAACUCAUGCUGGUAGCUUCGAGAACACUGUCCAACCAUCUUGUCCUCUGUCAUUCUCCUUGUGCCCUCAAUCUUUCCCAACAUCAGGGUGUUUUCCAGGGAGCCUUCUCUUCUCAUGAGGCGGCCAAAGUAUUACUGGAGCCUCAACUUCAGGAUCUGUCCUUCCAGUGAGCACUCAGGGCUGAUUUCCUUCAGAAUGGAGAGGUUUGAUCUUCUUGCAGUCCAUGGGACUCUCAAGUGUCUCCUCCAGCACCAUAAUUCAAAAGGAUCAAUUCUUCGGCGACCAGCCUUCUUUAUGAUCCAGCUCUCACUUCCAUACAUCACUACUGGGAAAACCAUAGCUUUAACUAUAUGGACCUUUGGCUGCAAAAUAAUAAUAAUAAAAAUAAUAAAAAAAACCCAAAAAACCAACGCUCUGAAUAAUUCUCGCCCUGGUUUUCGUAAUCUUUCAUCAUUCUUGUAGUUCUGUGGCUUGGUUUAAGGCCAGAAAUCAAACCAAACAAACUUGUUCCUGUGGAAACAAGGAAUGUCCAGAAAGUUACUUAUUACUUUAUUGUUUAGUGACAGUUACUUAUUAGGGAAUUCUGGCCCAAGCUUAAGGAGGUGCCAUUUAUACAAUUGGCAAUUGCAUGGGCGACUUUUUAACAGCAAGCAGGGGAGGCUGAUUUGAAUCAGGUGGCAGGAAAGGAUUAAAACCCCUUUGUGCUCCCCGCCCCUGCCAGGAACCUCCUGGUUAGUAUUGCCCCCCCCCCCCCCCGUGCCUGCUACUUAUUUUGUAAAAUGAAAAAGUAGUUGUGGUGUGAGAGCCAAUAUGGUGUAGUCAUUAGCGUGUUGGACUAGGACCUGGGAGACCAGGGUUCGAAUCCUCCCUCCGUCAUGAAGCUCACUGGGUUACCUUGGGCCAGUCACAGUCUCUCAGCCUAACCUACUUCACAGGGUUGUUUGUAAGGAUAUGCCACCUUGAGCUCUUUGGCAGAAAGGUGGGGCAGAAAUGAAUAAAUACAUAUAAAUCCAUCCAUGCAAUUGCUAAUUGUCUUCUCUAUGUGUUCAAUGCUGGGGUCCUUCAUUAGGGCAGGAUCAGUCCAGCCAUGACGGCAAACGAGGCAGCUAUCUAGGUGGCUCCCCGCUUUUCAGAAGUUGGGGGGGCGGGAUACAUUGGUGCCAUCGUUUGUUUCCUUUAGCUUGAUAUUUUCUGCUCAGAUUGAACAGCCUCAUUGAAAGUUGUUCUGCUUUUCUGCAGAGAAUCACAUAUGCACUUGCCUUUCACUGGGAAAAUACCAUCUCUAAUUUUAGCUUGUGUCUUACUUUAGAAGAGGUCAGAGGAGCCUUGCACUGUGCCUGACGGUGAGAUUUGUGGCAGGCCACCUCUUAGCUGUAGUGGUGGCUAACGGGGCAUUUUUCUCCUUUACCUACAGGGUUAUAGUUUUUACAACUGCUGGUACUUCUCUGUGGCCUUCUGCCUCACUCCAUUCCUGCCACGUGAGGAGGCUUGCGUUCAACUUCUGCUGCCGGAAGUUGAUCCACCAUAGGUAAGCGCCUUUCCUUCUUAUUGACUUUUAACUGUAGGGUGAAUUCACUGCGUGGAUCUUCAGCAAACUAGUCUCUGUGCCUGGGUUUCCUCAUCUGAGAUAAAACGGAAAGGUCUCUUUAAGGCAGUACCUUGCUUUUGCACCAAGCAACCUGGGAGUCAUUGAUGAUUUGUUAUUUAGUGAUUAAGCAGGGUCCUUCACUGUGCUCUUUUUGGCGCCUCCUAAAAAAAUUCUUGCUUUGACAAGACGACCCAGAUGUUUAGAAAGCUAAGUUAUUCUAAUCUGUUUUAGUAUUUUAACUUUUGUAUGCCUUAAAGUAUGGUUGUGUGUGCAAGAGCAUUAAGGUAUAAGAACAUAAAAAUAAGAUAAUAAUUAAGCAGAAGCAGUAAAUAAUUAAAGAACCAGAAGGGGAAGUUGAGGGAAGUCACGAGAAGGGGGGGGGGCGCUUCUUUUUUCUUUUAUAUGAUAAAUGUUACAUUGUGUUGUCUGAUUGAAUAUAAAACUGCAAACAUUCAGUAAAAUUUCAUAAAAAAAUAAAAUAAAUUAUGGUUGUGGAUUUUUCUCCCUGUUAUCACUUUAUCUUUUUGUAAACCAUUUUUAGGUUGUUGUUUUUUUACAUCCGAGCACUGUGUAAAUGUUACAAAGCAAGUUAGUAAACAGAUAGAUUAGAAGAAUGAAUAAUUCCGCCUUUCAUUUCUAGAAGAAAUACCAGUUGCUAAUCAGAGACACAGUAUGGAAUCAGUUUGAGAAUGUGUCUUUGUUGUUUGUUCAGAUAUGUUUCAUGUGUAGAGUACUGAUGGUCUUCAACAAAAUGUGCUUCUGUAGCCAGCCAGCCAGCUAUAACCCCCUCCACAAUACUCCAUUGAUUCCAUUCCCUUUCCACCUAGUGUUCCAUUCACCACUCAAGACAGUUUUCUGUACCCACUGAGCAUGCUCAGCCCUCAUCGGACUGUUUGGGGAAGUCACCCUCCUGUUAGAUUCCUCCCCUCCCUCGCCCCGGCUAAUAAUUUAUUGUACUUCUGAAAAUCUUGGGGUUUCCACCUAAGGGUUCUUUUAUGUCUGUAGGUGGUGGCAUUUUGGCUGUGCAAAUUUUGGCAUGUGCAGCCUGGACAUGGGAAAUAGAGGGAGCGAUUUACCCUCAGACUAGGUUUGAUGUGUUUGAAAUGUCUUGGAUAAACACCCACCAAAGUGCUGGCACUAAUUGGACCAGUUGCUCAGCUGGAAAGAGUUGCGGCGAGGUCCCUUCCCAAGAGAGUUGGAUUGAGAAAUUUCUGGAUGCAUUGCACAAUUUAGCCUUUUGCAAGUAAGCGUUUAAGCUCCACCCACCCACCCCAAAUCUUCCCCAACCUUUUUAAAAACGAGUCCUGCUCAGAAACAAUGAUGAUCAGAUGUAUUAUUUACCAGGCGCCAUAGAGAAGGUAGAAUUACAUCACCCUGCCCUCAGGCUUGCAAUCUCAUAAAAUGAGAGUGAAAUAAAGGCAUGGAACCGGAGGGGGAGGAAACCAGAUCAGAAGUUAGCUGGAAAAAAGGCUAAGGGAAGUCUCGUGUUUUUAAAUGAUGGAAGCAUGCCUCAACGGUAUAUGUGGAAUUCAUCUAAGACACAACUAUAGCCAUAGAGGAGGGCUGUAGCUUAGCCAUGGGUCAUCUGAUUUUGUACGCAGGAAGUCCCAGGUAUGUCCAGUUAAGGGGCUGGGAGAGAAUCCUGCCUGAUGCCCUGCAAAGCCACUACCAGAUGGUGUGUAGAGCAUGGGUAGGCAAACUAAGGCCCAGGGGCCGAAUCCGGCCGAAUCGCCUUCUAAAUCCGGCCUGCGGACGGUCCGAGAAUCAGCGUGUUUUUACAUGAGUAGAAAGUGUGCUUUUAUUUAAAAUGCUUCUCUGGGUUAUUUGUGGGGCCUGCCUGGUGUUUUUACAGGUGCUCGUCCGGUGCUGUGGAGAAGGGAGGGGAGAGUCGGUUGAGGGGGUGGCUUAUAGUCCGGCCCACCACAAGGUCUGAGGGACAGUGGAUCAACCCCUUGCUGAAAAAGUUUGCUGACCCCUGCUUUAGGGGAAGCUGUGACAGUUUAAAGUCGCAUAACACUGCUUUAAAUUAAUAAUGUGGAUAUGGCCAGGGUGCUUUUUUCAAGCCAGGAGGUAGGAGACAAAUUCCAUGCAUACGGCCUGUAUCGUCUCUGGUUGGUGGGUGAGGCAAGGCAUGCCUUCUCCAUUGCUGAGAAGACCUCUGCUUCAGCCCUCUCUGCCUCCCAGGAAGGUGAACUGCUACCCCACCUGGGAAUACAGGCCUCAACAAGAAGACACUUCAUAUUUAUCCAGGAUCUGGGAUAUUUCUCCAGGUUAGGAUGGAGCCCCACAAGCCUGAGCUUGCAGGUAACUUCACCUGUUCUCCCCCACAUAAUGAAUGAAGAAACGGCAGCAAAGAGAAACGAGAGAUCUCCGUUGGCUCAGGAACUGCACUCUGCGAUAAAAGCAACAUUCAAACCGUCUCAUCGUUUUAUUAACCACCACGGGAACCGCCCAAAUCUUUAAAGGAACGCCACAAACAGAAUGCAGCUGUUUUCACACACUAGGCUGAUUUCAUAAACUCCUUUCCUCAGCGUAAUUUUUAAAAGGGAUAUAUUGGCGUGCGAACCUCUCCCAGCCCAAAGACUGCCUCGCCUCAUUAAUUUCAAUGGGUCUACUUGGAGAGGAACUUAGCUGGAUGCAACUCAGUGGGGUGUGAAAAACGGCAUUUUUCUUCCAAUUAAUGCUAACCUGGUACACCUGAAACAGGGCAGCCUACCUUUCCAUACCACGUGGGUCACAAGAAUACUUUGACAUAGAACCCACGGGCCGCACACUGCUUUGGGGGUGAGCAAGGCCAAAAUUAGACGUUCCCCCCUCCCUGAGUCCUCAUGCUGCCUUCCCAGAGCUGGUUAAGUGAGGGAGCGGUCUUUGGGAAGGAGGCAGGAGGCCGUGACAGGAUUCUAGAGCCCUCCCGUCUCCUUCCCAAAGCCCACCACCUUGUUUACCUGGCUUUGGGAAGGCAGGAUGAGGGCUGCAGGCAGGGACAAUCAAAUGUUGCCAAAGGCCACCCCAAAAAAGAUAUUGAGGACCAUAUGUGGUCCUCAGGCUACGUGUUGGACUGCCCUGGUCUAGAGCAUCAGCUAGUAUAGAGAGUGUGCAGAGCUACAGAUAGACACAUAGGAAGCUGCCUCCUACAAAGUCAGGCCAUUGGUCUAUCCAGCUCAGUAUUGUCUAGACUCUACCAGGGGUCAGCAAACUUUUUCAGCAGGGGGCCGGUUCACUGUCCCUCAGACCUUGUGGGGGGCCGGACUAUAAGCCACCCCCUCAACCGACUCUCCCCUCCCUUCUCCACAGCACCGGACAAGCCCCGGUGGCUGCUUACCUGUGUCUUGCGAGCGGCAGGGGCUGGCGGUGGCAGCGGGACGAUGAGCGGCGCACGAAAGGGCUCUAGAGAGGGGCGGCUUAAAAUGGCGGCCACUUGAGCACUGUUGCUGCUGGCACCAACAAAGCCCAGCCCCCUUCCUCCUCUAGGCAGGGUGGGGAGAAGCCAGGAGGAGGGAGGGAGGAGGAGGCGGUGCCAAAGGAGGGAGAGGGGAAAAACACGUAUGCCGGCGAUCCAUGUGGCGAUUCCCAAACCAUCCGCGGGCUGGAUCCAGAAGGCAAUUGGGCCUCAUCUGGCCCGUGGGCCUUAGUUUACUGACCCAUACUCUAAAGCAGGCAUUUCCAACAGGUAGAUCGUGAUCUACUGGUAGAUCACUGGACUUCUGUAGUAGAUCACUGGCUCUCCCCAAAGAAGCUCAAGAACUUUGGCUCCCCUAAAAAAAGCUCAAAAACGUAAACCUGAACCCCCCCAAAACAGGGCUUUCCUUCCAAAAAAAAACCAAACCCCUUUCAGAGCUGCAGUUCCCAGGGUUCCCUGCGAAGAGGGAUUGAUUCUUAAAUCACUCUGGGAAUUGGUGCCUUGGGAGGGGAAUAGGAUAAGGUUACUAGACGUCCCCGUUUCCCGGUACAGUCCUCAUACAGAAUCCAUUGAAGUUGCAAAGUGUCCCCGGAUUCAUUGAAAAAAAAAUAUGGUAACCUUAGAAUAGGAGUCUCCUAAGAACUCUCAGCAUCGUGUUGGCCUUCAGGGCCAUUUUCACCAAACCGCAGCCACUCGCCCCCGCACCUGGUGCCAUAUGCGAGGUCAGGUAUGGGACGGUUACUGCUGUGGCUUCAAAGGAGGAAUAGGGAGCUUGAAAUGAGCUCCUGAUGGUUCAUUUCCUGGAGGAAGGCAUGUUCCCACAGCGCCUUACACUGGGAUGGGAAUUGGUUUCCGUUGAAACCACUGCUAAAAUGGAGAUACGUAGAACGUUGUGUGUUUUAAUUGGUUGUUAGUUUAUAAUUGAUUUUUAUUAAAUGUCUUAAACAGCUGUUUCUUACUUUUUACUGAUGGUUUUGUUUUAUUCUUUUUUUGCAAACUGCUUUCAGGUUUAUUCAGGGUUUGUUUUGUUUUUACAACCAAGCGGCAUGUAACUUUUAUUAAAUGAACAAAUGUAAAGCCUAAAGAUUCCUACAUACUGACCCAUUCCCCCCCCCCCCCCGUUAAUUCAGAUAUUGAUCUCCCGCCUUUCCCUUCCUUAGGUUCCUUCAUUUGUAA
This is a messenger RNA of Podarcis lilfordi (Lilford's wall lizard), 14234 nucleotides long. Lineage: Eukaryota; Metazoa; Chordata; Lepidosauria; Squamata; Lacertidae. The record is from the annotation of a GenBank genome assembly.